AUACUUCAAAUGACAGGUGAAAGAUUUAGGCCAUCCCUUAAUUAAUGUGUUUUCACUUCGUCUCACACUGUAGAAACGAAAUGUGGUCUAAACACAACUUGAUACAUCAAAUACUGUGUAGACUGCUACAUUCAUUCAAUAAAAUGUUUACACAUUUUCUUGGCCUAAUAUAUGUCAGUCAAUUUGAAACUAAAUUCUUGUAUAUCUCAUAUUUUUCAUGCAAAUCAUGUAUAAUUACCAUCAUGGAAAUACAUAAGAAUAAAAUUAUUCUGUGGUGCUCCUAUAAUAAAAUGCACAUUAUGAAUUUUAUGGUAGGGCUAACAGUUAUAUAUUCGGUGAUAUAUCAAGUUACAUGUAUAUACUCUCAAUCGAUUGGCAGAUAUAUCCUGUCAUAACGGUUCAUCACGAUGUUAAUUUGAGCGUGUCCUUUAUAACUUAGAUUAAUAAAUUGAGUUAAAUAACGGACUUGUUCAAUUACCUUUAUAAAGAAAGUUCUAUAAAACCGUCUGAGCACACAUGUGUUGGAUAUUAUAUUGGUCGUUAUUUAUGAGAAUUAUAUGUUUGGAUUGGAUGAUUUAAUUGUGAUUCGGGUUUGGAUAUUUCGACAUGGAAAUAUUUGUUGUUUGGCAUGUUAUCAUUACUUGUGUUAUAAUGACAAAAUGCCAGGCAGUGUAUCCUAUGGAAGGCCUUAUGACAGAUUACGUGUCAGAAUCAUUUACAAUGUACGAAACUACAUCUAUUUCGGAAACUGUUUCUUAUUCCACAACUGCGAGUGCAACACUAAAUAACGUUGCAAGUGAUUCAGGUGCAGCUGUGACUCACACUGGUUCAACAUUUUUAACUGAACUAACUGCUUCCUCUGGAUUUACUGUGUCUUCUGAACUAAGCAUUGCUUCUUCAUCAUUUACAUCCAGUGAAACUGUAUCAUCACAGAACCGCAGCGGACGAAGCACUGGAACAAAUGACACAUUAACAGCUUCACCACAUGUCACAUCUCAGAUUAUCACCAGUACAACGUAUACAACUUCUCAACAUGUUAUAUAUACAUCUCCUCCACUUGACACACUUCAGUUAACCACACAUUCAACAAAUACAAUAUCUCUCUAUGCCACACCUCGGAUUACCACAAGUACAACGAAUACAACUUCUCUACAUACCACACCUCAGAUAAGAACAAGUACAAUGAAUACAAUUACUCCAUAUACCACAUCUCAAAUUACCACAAGUACAACGAAUACAACUACUCCAGAUACCACACCUCAGAUUACUACAAGUGAAACAACAUCUCCAUAUACCACACCUCAAAUUACCACAAGUACAACGAAUACAACAUCUCCAUAUACCACACCUCUGAUUACCCCAAGUACAACGAAUACAACAUCUCCAUAUACCACACCUCAGAUUACCACAAGUACAAUGAAUACAACCUCUCCAUAUACCACAUAUAAAAUUACCACAAUUUCAACGAAUACAACUUUUCCAUAUGCUACAUCUCAGAUUACAUCAAGUACAACGAAUACACAUUCUCUGCAUACUACUCAUCAAAUUAUCUCAAGUACCACGGAUACAACUUUUCCAUAUGCCACAUCUCAGAUUACAUCACGUACAACAAACACAAUUUCCACACAUACCACACCUCAGAUUUCCACCAGCACAAUGAAUACAACUUCUCCACAUACCACAACUCAGGUUACCACCAGCACAGUGAAUACACCUUCUCUACAUACCACACCUCAUAUUACCACCAGCACAAUGAAUACAAUUUAUGUACAUACCACACCUCAGAUUACCACCAGCCCAGUGAAUACAACUUCUCAACAUACUCCACCUCAUAUUACCACCAGUUCAACGAAUACAACUUCUCAACAUACAACACUUCAUAUUACCACCAGCACAGUUAAUACAACUUCUCAACAUACCAAAUCUCAGAUUACCACCAGCCCAGUUAAUACAACUUCUCCACAUACCACACCGCAGAUUACCACCAGCCCAGUGAAUACAAUUUCUCCACAUCCCACUGAAUCGCUUAAUACAACACCGGUUACUACACAGCUAACACAUACGUUUGAGUCGACUUCGAUGUCUCAGAAUUUCUCCGGCUCAACAGAAGUAUUUUCAACAACUGAACACCCAGUUUCUACUGAGGGCCAAGGAAAAACAACUAUUAACACUGAAACGCAAACAGGGGAUGAAACAACGUUGGAGAAAUUCUCAACAACUACAACAAAAACAUCAGCAACAACAGCAAGAUAUGAGACAGACUGUGGUGCGUUAUCCAUUUCAAAUGCAAAUGUGAAUGACAGCGCAACCACCUAUGGAACAGUUGUAGAAAUAACGUGUAAAGAAGGGUACAACAUCAGUGGGAAUACAACAGUAGAGUGUCAGGCUGAUGGUGUCUGGAGUGGGUCUGCAAUUUGUGAUCCAGUCGAUUGUGGGUCACAGUUUAACAUCAGUGAUGGUACUAUUAGCCUUACCAAUGACUCUGAUACCACAUACGGAGCAUCAGCCGAAGUCAACUGUGAUUAUGGAUAUGAAACAAAUGCAUCGACAAUAUACUGUCAGAUUUUUGGUGUUUGGGAAAAUUCAGUAUGUACGAAAAAAGAUUGUGGGCCAGUGCCGGAAAUAAUGUAUGGAAAUGCAACGCUCAGUGUUGAGAAUGAAACUACUUUUGGAGCUCAAGCAACAGUGGUUUGUGAGACAGGAUACACUACAGAAAUAGUUAACAAUUUGUACGAAGUAUUUUACAUCUACUGUAGAGGAUCGGGCGAAUGGGAUAAUCGUACUUGUAGUAUUACAGAUUGUGGACAGCUGCCAAACGAUACAUUUUACGGGGAACUUACGCUUGAUAAUGAAGGAAUAACAACUUACGGAGCCACAGCGACGUUAAAGUGUGUAACAGGAUACGAAACCAGCAUGCCUAAUAUAACUUGUCAGACAUUAGGCGCUUGGUCUGAAUUUGAAAACUGUGUAGUUAAAGACUGCAAUGCAGUUCCAAAUAUCUAUAAAGGAACAGUCAUAUUAGCUGAAGACGGUAACACAACCUACGGUGCCCUUGCUAACGUAACCUGUGAAGAAGGUUAUAAUACCAGCACGGAAAUAAUACAGUGUCUUGAUACAGGAACCUGGGAAAAUACUACGUGUGAAAAAAUUGAUUGUGGAAUGCCACCGAACGAUACAAUGUAUGGAGAACUUACUCUUGACAAUGAAGGAAUAACAACUUACGGUGCUACUGCGACGUUAAACUGUGUUGUAGGAUACGAGACUAGCACGCCUAAUAUAACUUGUCAGAAAUUAGGCACUUGGUCUGAAUUUGAAAACUGUGUAGUUAAAGACUGUAAUGCAGUUCCAGAUAUCUAUAAAGGAACAGUCACGUUAGCUGAAGACGGUAACACAACCUACGGUGCCCUUGCUAACGUAACUUGUGGAGAAGGUUAUAAUACCAGCAUGGAAAUGAUACAAUGUCUUGAUACAGGAACCUGGGAAAAUGCUACAUGUAAAAUGAUUGAUUGUGGAACACCGCCAAACAAUACAAUGUAUGGAGAACUUGCUCUCGACAAUGAAGGAAUAACAACUUACGGUGCUACUGCGACGUUAAACUGUGUUGUAGGAUACGAGACUAGCACGCCUAUAAUAACUUGUCAGAAAUUAGGCACUUGGUCUGAAUUUGAAAACUGUGUAGUUAAAGACUGUAAUGUAGUUCCUGAUAUCUAUAAAGGAACAGUCACACUAGCUGAAGACGGUAACACAACCUACGGUGCCCUUGCUAACGUAACCUGUGAAGAAGGUUAUAAUACUAGCAUGGAAAUAAUACAGUGUCUUGAUAUAGGAACGUGGGAAAAUGCUACGUGUGAAAUAAUUGACUGCGAUGAUCCUAGACCAACAUACGGCAUUGCAAAUGACACAAGCACUUACUACGGUGCAGUGAUAAAAAUAACCUGCUAUCAAGGUUUCAAUAUUACAGGAAAUUCGUCUAUCAUAUGCCAGUCUAAUGGAAAAUGGAGUGAUAAUCCCACAUGUGAAAUCAUAGACUGUGGCGACCCAUCUCCAGAGAAUGGUGGGGUAGAUUUCUUGAUUGGCAAAACAUUUUAUGGAGAUGUAGCCUUCAUUACAUGUGAUGAAGGAUACACACCUUCAUACAACUCCAGCAUUUCGUGUCAAGCCAAUGGAACAUGGAGUUCACUGCCAGGCUGUUUACCAAAAGAUUGUGGACCUCUAACAGCCAUACUAAAUGGAGAAAGUGUUCUUGGUGACACUGCAAACUCAACAUUUGGGGCAACAGCGACUGUCAUAUGUGAUACAGGCUAUAUUGCGAAUACAACAAACAUAACGUGUUUAGCUUCAGGGAAAUGGGAAGUAGCAAAAUGCUCUGUCGUCGACUGUAAAAAUGUAACGGGUAUCUCACAAGGAACUGCAGUACUACUUGAGGACGGAAAUACAACGUAUGGUGCCUACGCAGCUGUUACUUGUGAAACUGGUUAUAAUGCAUCUUUGGACACAAUACAGUGUUUGGAAGCAGGAGGUUGGGAAAAUUCAACAUGUGAAUUAAUAGAUUGUGGACCACUUACUGCCAUAAUAAAUGGAGAAAGUGUUCUUGGUGACACUACAAACUCAACAUAUGGGGCAACAGCUACAGUCACAUGUGAUACAGGCUAUAUUGCGAAUACAACAAACAUAACGUGUUUAGCUUCAGGGAAAUGGGAAGUAGCAAAAUGCUCUGUCGUCGACUGUAAAAAUGUAACGGAUAUCUCACAAGGAACUGCAGUACUACUUGAGGACGGAAAUACAACGUAUGGUGCCUACGCAGCUGUAACUUGUGAAACUGGUUAUAAUGCAUCUUUGGACACAAUACAGUGUUUGGAAGCAGGAGGUUGGGAAAAUUCAACAUGUGAAUUAAUAGAUUGUGGACCACUUACUGCCAUACUAAAUGGAGAAAGUGUUCUUGGUGACACUACAAACUCAACAUUUGGGGCAACAGCGACAGUCACAUGUGAUACAGGCUAUAUUGCGAAUACAACAAACAUAACGUGUUUAGCUUCAGGGAAAUGGGAAGAAGCAAAAUGCUAUGUCGUCGACUGUAAAAAUGUAACGGAUAUCUCACAAGGAACUGCAGUACUUCUUGAUGACGGAAAUACAACGUAUGGUGCCUACGCAACUGUAACUUGUGAAACUGGUUAUAAUGCAUCUUUGGACACAAUACAGUGUUUGGAAGCAGGAGGUUGGGAAAAUUCAACAUGUGAUUUAAUAGACUGUGGACCUCUUACAGCCAUACUAAAUGGAGAAAGUGUUCUUGGUGACACUACAAACUCAACAUUUGGGGCAACAGCGACAGUCACAUGUGAUACAGGCUAUAUUGCGAAUACAACAAACAUAACGUGUUUAGCUUCAGGGAAAUGGGAAGAAGCAAAAUGCUAUGUCGUCGACUGUAAAAAUGUACCGGAUAUCUCACAAGGAACUGCAGUACUACUUGCGGACGGAAAUACAACGUAUGGUGCCUACGCAGCUGUAAAUUGUGAAGCUGGUUAUAAUGCAUCUUUGGACACAAUAAAGUGUUUUGAAGCAGGAGGUUGGGAAAAUUCGACAUGUGAAUUAAUAGAUUGCAAUGAUGUUCCAGACAUUACUAAAGGAACGGUCACACUAGUUGAAGACGGUAAUACAACUUAUGGUGCCCUUGCUAACCUAACCUGUGACAAUGGUUACAAUGCUAGUUCUAAAACGAUACAGUGUCUUGAUACAGGAAGGUGGGAAGCGACGACUUGUGAAGUAGUUGACUGUAAUACAAUCCCUGUAAUUGCUGAUGGGAACAUCACACUCCUAGAAGACGAAAAUACCACGUAUGGUGCAUUAGCCGAAGUAACAUGUGCAAAGGGUUACAACACGUCAUUAGAUGUGAUUCAGUGUCUUGAAACGGGAGAUUGGGAUAUACCUUCAUGUGAUGUCAUAGAUUGCAGUGAUGUUCCAGACGUUACCAAAGGAACAGUCACACUAGUUGAAGACAGUAACACAACUUAUGGUGCCCUUGCUAAUGUAACAUGUGAAGAUGGUUAUAAUGCUAGUUCAGAAACAAUACAGUGUCUUGAUACAGGAAAGUGGGAAGCGACAUCAUGUGAAAUAGUUGAUUGUAAAAUGGUAUCGGAUAUCCAAAAUGGAACUAUAACAUUGCUCGAGGGCGGAAAUACAACUUACGGUGCCCUGGCUAAUGUUUCUUGCGAAAUAGGUUACAAUGCUUCUGUGGAUAUAAUACAGUGCACUAAAGCAGGGAUAUGGGAAAGCUCAACAUGUGAAAUAAUAGAUUGUAAAUCAGUACCAGAUAUAACAAUGGCAAAUGUAACAUUAGCCGAGGAUGGACACACCAGCUAUGGUGCCGUGGCUUACGUUUCCUGUGAAAAUGGUUAUAAUAAUAGUUUAGGGAUUAUACGCUGUCUUGAAACAGGACGUUGGGAGAUUCCGAUUUGUGAAAAGAUAGACUGUAAUACCAUCCCUGUAGUUGCUGAUGGGACCAUCAAACUUUUAGUAGAAGGAAACACCACUUAUGGUGCAUUAGCCGAAGUAACAUGUGAAAAAGGUUACAACACGACAUUAGAUGUGAUUCAGUGUCUUGAAACGGGAGAUUGGGAGAUACCUUCAUGUGAUAUCAUAGAUUGCAAUGAUGUUCCAGACAUUAUCAAAGGAACAGUCACAUUAGUCGAAGACAGUAACACAAAUUAUGGUGCCCUAGCUAACGUAACAUGUGAAGAUGGUUAUAAUGCUAGUUCAGAAACAAUUCAGUGUCUUGAUACAGGAAAGUGGGACACGACAACAUGUGAAAUAGUUGAUUGCAAUGAUGUUCCAGACAUAACCAAAGGAACAGUCGCAUUAGUUGAAGACAGUAACACAACUUAUGGUGCCCUUGCAAACGUAACCUGUGAAGAUGGUUACAAUGCUAGUUCAAAAACAAUACAGUGUCUUGAUACAGGAAAGUGGGAAGCAACAACUUGUGAAAUAGUUGAUUGUAGUAUUUUAUCGGAUAUCCCAAAUGGAACUGUGACAUUGCUCGAGGACGGAAAUACAACCUACGGUGCCCUGGCUAAUGUUUCUUGCGAAACAGGUUACAAUGCGACUGUGGAUAUAAUAAAGUGCACUAAAGCAGGGAUGUGGGAAAUAUCAACAUGUGAAAAAAUAGAUUGUAAAUCAGUACCAGAUAUAACAAUGGCAACUGUGACAUUAGCCGAGGAUGGGAACACCAGGUAUGGUGCUGUCGCUUAUGUUGCCUGUGAAAAUGGUUAUAAUAAUAGCCUAGAGAUUAUACGAUGUCUUGAAACAGGAAGUUGGGAGAUUCCGAUUUGUGAAAAGAUUGAUUGCGGCGAAUUAGAAAAUCCAACAAACGGAGCAGUAAACAUAUCUAAGGGAACAACAUUUGGUGCUACGGCAAGUUAUAGUUGUGAUGAAGGUUUCACUCUUGUUGGUGAUGAAACACGUAAUUGUGGACCAAGUGGCAAAUGGAGCAAUAUGAAACCAGACUGUGCACAACAAGGUGAUAGGAAGUGUUCGGAAGACACAGACUCAAGAGGUACUGUCUGGAAUGAAAUAGCAGCUGGGAAAACCAGAAUCUACGAUUGUAAAACAAAUUUUACAGGAAGUAAAACGAGGCACUGUGAUACGGACGGAACAUGGGCGUUUCCUAAAUAUGAAUGUAUACGUGAAACAGUUAAAAAUGCUGUCAGCCAGUCGAAUUUACUGAAUAAAAAUGCAACACAGCUAGACGUAAGAAACGUUUUACAAGAUCUGAAAGGUGUAACGUCACAAGACGAAAGCAUAGAGGAAGGCGAUAAACUGACAGACUUGGAAAUGACAAACUUGGUGACAUCUAGUGUGGGGAUUGCAGAGUUAUUGUCUUCUUCGCCAGAUUUAUUGAAUGCUGACAUAACUAAUGACUUUACUGAGUAUAUAAGCAACUUAUUAGAUCCUACGAAUAUAGAGAGUUGGAAUGCCAUAUCGCAAACGAGUAGCAGUGCGGCUGAAAGUGUCUUAUCAAGCGUAGAUACACUUGGUGAAGCGCUUGGAAAAUAUGUCGCAUCAUCGGGCACAGCCCUUCCUCCAGUCGUGAAAAAGAACAUAGCUGUUCAAGUAAAGCAGAUUUCAUCAGAUGAGUUUGUUUUCCCUGGUUCCGAUGCCAAACAGGACACUGUAGACGGCAUUUGGCUCGUAGAUACAAAGAGUAAAGUCCAAUUUAAUCCAGACUCAUUGCAAGGAGAAACUGACCAAGAGUUUAUUGUCACAGCGGCAAUGUAUAAAGAUUUGUCAGAUAUUCUGCCAGAUAAAAGUGAAGAUGAAAAACUCAAUGGUCAGAUUGUCGCAUUUUCAACAUGGCCUCCUGUAUCAGGCGAGAUUAAUCCACCGGUCACUAUAACUUUUGAGCAAACAAACGAUGAUACUGGCAGUUCAGGAUCAUACUGGCAAUUCAGUCUCAUACUGGCAAUUCAGGAAUAUUUGGCAAUUCAGCGUCAUGCUGGCAGUUCAGGAUCAUACUAUUUGUUCAGGAUCAUACUGGCAGUUCAGGAUCAUACUGGUAGUUCAGGAUCAUACUGGCAAAUCAGCAACAUACUGGCAGUUCAGGAUCACUCUGGCAAUUUAGAAUCAUACUAG
This is a messenger RNA of Mercenaria mercenaria, 8622 nucleotides long. Its product is annotated as sushi, von Willebrand factor type A, EGF and pentraxin domain-containing protein 1-like. Lineage: Eukaryota; Metazoa; Mollusca; Bivalvia; Venerida; Veneridae. The record is from RefSeq and is a predicted model, not a curated record. The transcript has 40 exons. Gene Ontology annotation, cellular component: membrane. Bases 607 to 8622 code for a protein of 2671 amino acids. Gene Ontology annotation, molecular function: G protein-coupled receptor activity.